AUGACAAUAGAAGAAGUGGGUGGAGGAGGAGCUGGGUCUGCUGCUGGCACAACUAGCCUUGGAACACCAGGUCUAUUGCCAGAAUGGACAUCUGGGACAGCUAGGUCUACUGUAGGCGGAAUAGCCAGUGCAGGAGGCACUGGAGUGAUGGCAGGCAGAUCAGAGGAGGCGGAGUUUGAAAAUCAUGGUGGGGUGAUUAUCGGGGUAGCCAAGGAAGUUGAGCCAAGCAAAGAGGUGCAGGUACUAUGUCAGAAAUUUCUAAUUUGGCUUUCAGCACCAUACUUCAAUUGGGGUGCAACUUCAGAUUUCCAAUUAUACAGCAUUUUGAAUAUGGUUGCUGUAAGGCAAGUCACAUUGAAUCGAGGUGGAAGUACCAGUAACCUAUCUCUAAUCUCCAGUGCCACUGAUGUCACCCACUACCCCCUUUGUUGGUCCUGGACCAUAACCAGUGACUCGGAUGCCAAUGCCAAGUACUGGCCUACUUCUUUGCAUAAGGCAGAUUGUCAAACAUGUCUGUCUCACAGAAGAAAGUGGAGCUGCUACCACAGCUUCUUAUUGGAUUGUGGAUACAGUAACCAACAUCGGCUAGCUCAAAGCCUCUCUCCAGCAAUAAAUUCUGUUCUUUUUGCUACAAGUAAGCAUUCACUUGCGGCAACCACGACUCAAACCUUGCAAAAGCAUAGCCUUGACCAAUCACGAAUCAAAUUCUUAGAGGAUAGACAACAAGAGAACAGAUUGCAUAUUAAGGACCUAGAGGAUAGCCAACAACAGGACAGCUCACAGAUUAAGGACCUGGAGAAUUCACUUCUUAAGGAGAAGAAAAUUGAAAAUCUGGCUAGUGAGAAGGAGAAGGAAGCUAGUGAGAAAGAGAAUAUGUACAUGCUAAUGAGGAUCCAGGAGAUUGGAGAUAAAAACAUCAAAACUGCUGGGUGGGUCAGUAGUAUGGAUGAAAAUUGUGGUCCAGAGACCAUUGACACACUAUCACUGGAAAUCAUGCUGGACUUCAUGUUAUCUUAG
Suillus clintonianus is the source of this 1017-nucleotide messenger RNA. RefSeq lists its product as uncharacterized. The record is from RefSeq and is a predicted model, not a curated record. Bases 1 to 1017 code for a protein of 338 amino acids. The transcript is spliced from 13 exons. NCBI's taxonomy places the organism in Eukaryota, Fungi, Basidiomycota, Agaricomycetes, Boletales, Suillaceae.